CUGUUGGCUAAUAGCCAGCGACAUGGUAAUGUAUUUCAUUGUGGUGCUCAAGAUAUUGGGUUAAGUGACACUUUUCAUUCACAACAUUGAUCAUUCUAAGAGAUAGCAUUGAGAAGUUGAGACAGAGGGGAAUCUACUGAAAAUCAGCUACACCUACAUUACAUUUAUCAGAUUGCACAUUUAGGAGAUUUCAUAGCGGACACUUGAAAUCGCAAAUUAUGGAGCUGCUGGUCACUAGUUAUAAAGCCAGAUAGGAAUAUUUAUUGCUUGAUUGUUGCUUUAGAUUGUUGAACUAGUUAUUAAAAUUGGACCAUAGUAACUGACCUUGCUACAUAUGCCAGCUUGAGGAUCAGUUGAGUAAUGAAAAUGUAAUAUAACUAAAGCAUAUGCAGUACCAUAUGAUGCGAAUGUACUUACUAUAGCCUGAGCAAACAAUUACUAAAUUAUAAACGGGAUAAAGUUUAAACACAUCUAGUUAUCGGCGGAUUAUCUUUAGUAGAGUCUACGACACAUAGUUUAGGGAUGUCGAGAUCUGCCCCAAGGCGUGUUCACGUCCUCCGGACAAUAAGUGAGUCCCAUUCAGGUCAUGACAAAGAUUUAGACCCCGAGAUAGAUGGAGGGAUGAAUCAUUUAAGCUGUAGUGUACCAAAUGGGUAUGGAUUAUAUGGGUACUCCCCAGGAAGGAGCCCAACACUAACAGGAAGGAGUCCCACUAGGGUACAUGGGGGACACACCCUCACCCCAGGGGAUGUAUAUGGCUCCCAGGGGCUCAGUGCAACCGAUUCUUCAGAGGAGGAUUUGAGUACAUUUGCUAUGCCACUUUUGGAGACUAACCAUGAAGGUAAUUCAACAGGAGAUAGCGUAGAUGGCUUUCGAAAUCGCAGUGGCUCGGGUGGAUUCAGGAACUACUUUCGCCGACAGCGUCA
Molecule: messenger RNA, 926 nt
Organism: Owenia fusiformis
Lineage: Eukaryota; Metazoa; Annelida; Polychaeta; Sabellida; Oweniidae
Source: the annotation of a GenBank genome assembly